AACAUGGCGGCCCUCUGAACUUGUGUCUCGUCUCCAAACUCGUGAACGGAUCUUCUUCCUGCAAUGGAAGUCACCAUCCAAAAUUUCAGCGAGCAGCUUGAAGUCCUCAAGACCGUCAUCAAAGACGCUUCUUUUUUGUCAAUUGACUGCGAAUUCACGGGACUUCACACGCAACGUUCGGUCCACGUCUUUGACUCCGCCGCAGAACGUUACGACAAGCUUCGAGAGUUCUCCCAGGAGUUUCUCGUGAUCCAAGUUGGUCUAUGCACAUUCCAGUAUGACAAGGAGAAAUCUGGGUACCUCUGCCGCGCCUUCAACUUCUUCACCUGUCCACGGCAGAUGCUGCGAGGAUCACCUGACCGCAUCUUCCGUUGCCAGGCCAGCAGCCUACAGUUUCUGUCCCAACACGGCUUCGACUUCAACAAGCUCUUUGCUCAUGGCAUUCCAUACCUGAAGCCCGCAGAGGUGGAGCGUCUGAGCAAGGCCCUCGAAGAGCGGCACGCUGUCCAGAUGGAAGCCCUGGCACAGAACGGCGCCAACGCCGAAGGGAACCGGCCCAAGGCAGCCGUUCCCAAGGAGAUUCAGCCAUUUGUUGACGACGUGCUGGAAUCCGUUGAGCGGUUUCUCAAGGCAGCAGACGACCAAGACACGCCGUCUGCUCCUCCGAAGGAGGGCGAGGAGGGAGGCACCAAAGGUGACGAGGGGGACGGGGCGCUCCAUCUGGCCGAGUGCGACCCCUUUCGGCGCAAGCUCAUCUACCAGGAGGUCAAGGCGCGCUUUGGCGAGGCGGUCGUCAUGGAAACCCAGGCGUCGGUCGGCGGUGCGCGCCAUGUCGUUGUGAGACUUGCGGGGCCGGCCUCGCAGCAGGCGGCGCUGCUCGAAGAGAAGCAGCGCAAGGAGAUGGCAGACCUGGAAAAGGCGCAUGGCUUCGGCCGCCUGCUGGAGGUGGUGGCGCAGAGCGGCAAGCUGGUGGUGGGCCACAACAUGGUGCUGGACGUCGUGCACCUCCUCUCCCAGUUCGUGGACGACCUGCCCAAGGACUACCAAGAGUUCAAGAGCAUGGUAAAGGCCACCUUCCCUGCCGUUGUAGACACGAAGUUGCUGGCAACUGAAGGUGCCCUCAAGGACGUCUUUUCGAGCACCAUGCUGGGUGCUCUGGUGAAGCAGCUCGGCGGCAAGUCAUCGAGCCUUCCACCCAUUGAGUUUGUGCCGGGCUAUGGAUACGACUCUGUGGAGGAGAAGCUUCACGAGGCCGGCUACGAUGCCUACAUCACGGGCCUCUGCAUGGCGGGGCUUUGCCAACGGCUCCGGGGAAAGGGCAGCGAGAGUCCAGCGGAGGAAAUCAACGCAAGCAGCGCCGUGCUGAAGCCUUACCUCAACAGGAUGUACCUGAUGCAGUCGAUAGAUAUCCCUUCCCUGGAGCUGGAUCGUGACGAAGUACGACCGGUUCGAGACCAUGUGCUUCACAUCACCUUCCCCAAAGAGUGGAGGACCUCCGACUUGACGCAGCUGCUCCACAGCUACGGUUACGUAACGGUGCACUGGCUGAACGACACCGAAGCCCUCGUUGCGCUUCCUACUGCUUCCCUGGCCGCACAAGCGGUGAAGCAGCUGAAGAACCAACAGGCUGCGCAGAAGCUGUACCGAGUGCAGACGUUUGCAGAGUUUGCGGGCAGGUCCGGUAAACAGGAGUCACCCAGCGCCAAGCCAGCACUUGCCGAGAACGCUGCAGCCGCCGGCGUCACGGCAACCAGGGUCGAAGCGGACGAGACGGUGGUACCGCGCAAGCGGAAGAGGUCUUCAUCCCUGGGUUCUGCCAUUCCGACGAUCCCUGAAGAAGAUGAAAUCUCCGACUCGCCGAACGAAAAGAAGGUCAAGAAAAAGCCAGAGCCAGAGCCACAGUCACCGGCAAAGCCGCAGCCGAAGGCGCAGUUGGAGAAGCUCUUUGAAGAGAACGACGAUUGGAGCUAAAGGCAACACAAGAUGAACUGGUUCUGGUUUUACAUCGCCUGCAAGUGGCACCAAGUUCAGAGAUGGUGGACCAUGUUUUAUAGUCAACGGAGUGUCAACCAAUAACUGAUCAACUACAUUGAAGAGUAAUUAAAAUCACUGCCACCUC
This is a messenger RNA of Ixodes scapularis (black-legged tick), 2119 nucleotides long. RefSeq names its product poly(A)-specific ribonuclease PARN. The record is from RefSeq and is a predicted model, not a curated record. Gene Ontology annotation, cellular component: nucleus; cytoplasm. Gene Ontology annotation, molecular function: metal ion binding; poly(A)-specific ribonuclease activity; RNA binding. Lineage: Eukaryota; Metazoa; Arthropoda; Arachnida; Ixodida; Ixodidae. Gene Ontology annotation, biological process: nuclear-transcribed mRNA poly(A) tail shortening. Bases 64 to 1971 code for a protein of 635 amino acids. The transcript has 19 exons.